AUGCGGCCGUUCAUGCUUGGUCGGAGAGGCUACAAUCUGAGAGGGGGGAUAGCUUGGCAGAAGGAUAUUAGAGUGGAUAAGCAUUUGUUCCGAGCCUUGGUGCAGUUUUGGAAUUCUGCGUAUAAGUGUUUCACUUUUGGAGAAGUAGAUUUGGUACCUACCAAAGAGGAAUACAUUACGCUGCUUAGAUGUCCAAAGAUUCAGGUCCGGAAGACUUAUGCCCGGGUUUUUAGUAAUCAGGCUUUCGUGAAGAAACUGAUGAGCAUUUCCAGGAUGAGCGAGCCUUGGAUCACUGCUCGGAUUCAGCAAAAAGGAGAUAGCAAAUGUGUCCCUUGGGAGAAUUUACGAGAUUUGAUCUUGACGCAUCCAGAUGAAAGAAAGAGGGUCGAUAUAUUUGCCUUAAGCAUCUACGGAUUAGUGAUCUUUCCUAAGGCUUUGAGGCACGUGGACGAGGCGGCCAUUAACUUGUUUAAUCGUCUUGAAAAGGGAAUCACAUCGGUACCGGCAAUAUUGACAGAAACGUUCAGAUCUUUGAGCUCGUGUCAAAAGACAGGCGAGGGGCGAUUUAUUAGAUGUGUUCAAUUAUUGAUGGUAUGGUUUCAUGGGCACUUUUGGAAGGUAGUCAAGGUUUCCUAUCGAGUCUUUUUUGAAGGUUAUUCCCCUUUAAAAGAAGAGGCAGCUAUACAGAGGAGAGAGGAUAUCUUGGAGGAGAAAUGGAUGGAUAUUUUUCAGAACCUCAAGGAAGAGGAUAUCGAGUGGAGAGCUUAUUGGAUGGUCCCUGACGAGAUCAUGUACCGAUGUGGUAACUUCGAUUGGGUGCCAUUGUUAGGAAUCUGGGAAGCUGCCGGGUAUACUCCACUGUUAGCCUUGAGGCAAUAUAAGUCAAGGCAGUUUGUACCCACGACCUACGGACUUGCUCAAAGUGAAUUCUCGUUUAAAGGUACUCACUAUAAGAAGAGAGUUCAGGAAUUAUCGGAUGCUUAG
This is a messenger RNA of Gossypium arboreum, 984 nucleotides long. RefSeq lists its product as uncharacterized. Bases 1 to 984 code for a protein of 327 amino acids. NCBI's taxonomy places the organism in Eukaryota, Viridiplantae, Streptophyta, Magnoliopsida, Malvales, Malvaceae. The record is from RefSeq and is a predicted model, not a curated record. The transcript has 2 exons.